Messenger RNA from Cololabis saira (Pacific saury), 5370 nucleotides. It is a transcript of the gene trpm2, whose product is annotated as transient receptor potential cation channel, subfamily M, member 2. NCBI's taxonomy places the organism in Eukaryota, Metazoa, Chordata, Actinopteri, Beloniformes, Belonidae. Gene Ontology annotation, biological process: calcium ion transmembrane transport. The record is from RefSeq and is a predicted model, not a curated record. Gene Ontology annotation, cellular component: membrane. The coding region runs from base 1 to 4422 and encodes 1473 amino acids. The transcript is spliced from 32 exons. Gene Ontology annotation, molecular function: ligand-gated calcium channel activity.
AUGAGAGAUUCUGAGCUGGACUCACCAAUGAUUCAUGCUCUGGCGAUCAGUGCAACCUACAAACACCUGACCCUCUCCCCUUCUUUUCAGCGUUACACCUUUUCCUCCUGGAUUAAGGAAAACAUCUGUAAGAAGGAAUGCUGCUUUUAUCAGAAGGAUCUUAGCUUGUCCUUAUCUAAAAGAGAGGAAGUAUGCAAGUGUGGCUACUCGAAGACCGAUCAUGCAGAUGAAGCCAUCACGUCUCAGGACUUCGCAGGGGAGGCAUGGGAUAGACACAGGCAUGUCCGUGAAGUUCAAACAGAUGCUUUUGGUGACAUAAGCUUUGGAGGUUUGGGACAAAAGACAGGAAAGUAUGUGCGAGUGUCUGCAGACACCAGUCCCGAGGUGCUGUACCGCUUACUGACCCAACAGUGGGAACUUUCACCUCCCAACUUGCUGAUCUCUGUGACCGGAGGAGCCAAGAACUUCUACCUGAAGGCUCAUCUCAAGACUGUGUUCAACAGAGGACUCAUCAAAGUGGCUCAGACCACAGGCGCAUGGAUCAUCACUGGCGGUACCAACACAGGGGUGAUGAAGUAUGUGGGGCAGGCUGUCAAGGAUCAUGCCCUGAGCAGCUCCAUAAGGAGCAAAAUAGUGGCUAUUGGAGUGGGGACAUGGGGAGUAAUUCACAACAGGGAAGCUUUAGUGCAUAAAGAUGGGUCUUUUCCUGCCCAUUACUUGAUGGACUCUAAAGAUCAGGGGCAACUGUCAUGUCUCGACAACAAUCAUACCCACUUCUUGCUGGUGGAUGACGGGACUCACGAACACUACGGUGUUGAGAUAGAAUUACGUACUCUUCUUGAGAAAUGCAUCUGCAGGAAGCAUCUUGGAAACAAAGAGAGUGAUGUGACCAUCCCUGUGGUAUGUGUGGUUUUGGAUGGAGGACCAGGCACGCUGAAUACCAUCUAUAAUGCUGUGUUAAAUGGCACGCCAUGUGUGAUCUUGGAAGGCUCUGGCAGACUAGCAGAUGUGAUCGCCAAUGUCUCAGCACUCCCAAUUCGCCAGGUCACUAUGGCCCUCAUCCGCCAGUUGAUGGAAAGGUAUUUUGGUCAAGAGUGUAAAAGCUUCAUCGAACUCAGCAUCAUAGAGUGGACCAAAAAGAUUCAGGACAUCAUCAGGAUGUCUCACCUGCUGACAAUAUUCAGAUUAAGUGAGAGCAGUCACAUGGAUGUGGAUGUAGCCAUUCUUCAAGCCCUUCUCAAAGCUUCAAAGAGCGUAGAGUCACCGGGCAACGAGUCCUGGAAGAGGCAGCUGGAGCUGGCUAUCGCCUGGAAUCGAGUGGACAUAGCCGAGACCGAGAUCUUCACUGAGGAGAGCCAGUGGAAGUCCAGCGACCUGCACUGGGCCAUGUUCUCUGCUCUGGUCGGCAACAAGCCCGAGUUCGUGAGACUGCUCCUGGAGAACGGCGUGAGUUUGAGGGAUUUCAUGCAGGAUGAGGAAACUCUGCGCGAGCUCUACAACCAGCUACCCAGCUGCUUCUUUCAACGCAAGCUGGCCAAGCGGGUCCGCAGUGGCCAAGGCAGCAGGAGCACUUCAACUGCAACAGGGAAAGACCAGAAAAUCACCUUGACACAUGUCUCUGAUGAGCUGCGCCACCUGCUGGGGAAAUUCACCUGCCACAUCUAUCCCCCCUCUACCGAGAUGAACCACCUCAGCAUGUCUGUAGAGGACACAUCGAUGUCGUGUGAGGGUGGUCAGGCAUCUUGUCAGGUUCUACUCAAGGAGCGCAGCACUGAAGCACAGAGGGAUGCGGGCAGAGAUAUGUUCCUUUGGGCUGUAGUCCAGAACAACAAGGAGCUGGCUGAGAUUGCCUGGGAGCAGUGUACAGACUGCAUGUCUGCUGCUCUAGCUGCCAGUAAGAUCCUGAAGAAAAUGGCCAACGAAACAAGUGACUCUGAUGAGGCACAAGACAUGCUCAAACUCGCCACUCAUUACGAAAAGCAUGCAAUCGGUGUGUUCAGUAAGUGCCACAACACUGAUGAGGAACGGGCUAAGAGGCUGUUGGUUCGCGUGUCACCCUUUUGGGGGAAAACGACGUGCCUGCGGCUGGCGCUGGAGGCUGAUGAUAAAAGCUUCGUGGCUCUGUCAGGAGCUCAGGCUUUUCUGACUCAGAUCUGGUGUAGUGAGCUUUCGGUGGACAACCCCGUCUGGAGAGUGCUGAUCUGCAUGGUCGUCUUCCCUCUUAUUUAUACAGGCUUUUUAGUUUUCAGACAAGAUGAACUCUACCAGAAAGAAGCUCAGAAAAACAAAGACAUGAAGAUGGUGGAGACGGCGGCGGGCAGCAGGAAAAAAUCUAUUAACUCCAAGGACAGAACGGUAUGUUGCUGCUCCUGUCCCUGCUCCCAAUGCUGCUCCUGUUGCUGCUCCCGACUGGUGAGCUUGUACAGGUCCCCACAGGUCAAGUUUUACUUGAACAUCGCAUCCUACUUCGCCUUCCUCUUCCUGUUUGCUGUGGUGCUGAUGAUCGACUUCCAGCCCACGCCAUCUGCUGCAGAGCUGCUGCUCUACGUCUGGCUGCUCUCUCUGGUUUGCGAGGAGUUCAGGCAGUUGUUUUAUGAUCCGGAUGGUUUUGGGUUUUCAAAGAAAGCGCAAAUAUACAUCAGUGAUGUGUGGAAUAUUUUAGACGUUCUGUCUAUCAUCCUGUUUAUUUUAGGCCUUACGUUAAGACUGAAAACUGAGCUGUUCUAUGUGGGUAAAGUCAUCCUUUGCAUCGACUUUGUGGUCUUCUGCCUCCGCCUCAUGGCUAUCUUCAUGGUCAGUCGAAUCCUGGGACCCAAAAUCAUCAUAGUCAGAAGGAUGAUGAUGGAUAUGUUCUUCUUCAUGUUUAUGCUGAGCAUCUGGGUGGUGGCGUAUGGGGUGGCCAAACAAGGUAUUCUCAUCCACAAUGAGAACCGGCUGGACUGGAUUAUCCGCGGGGUGGUUUACGAGCCUUACCUCAUCAUAUUUGGAACUUUUCCAAAGAAUAUUGAUUAUGCUGAGUUUGACGUGAACUCCUGCAGCAUGAAUGCCACAGAUCCUCUGAAGCCGAAGUGUCCCGUGCUGAAUGGAGACCAAACUCCGGUCUUUCCUCAGUGGAUCACCAUCAUCAUGCUCUGUAUUUACCUGCUCUUUGCCAACAUACUGCUGCUCAACCUGCUCAUAGCCAUCUUUAACUUUACGUUCCAGGAAGUCCAGGACAAUACAGAUCGGAUCUGGAAGUUUCAAAGAUAUCAAUUAAUCAAGGAGUACCACAGUCGCCCAGUUUUCCCUCCUCCUUUGAUCAUCUUCAGUCAUCUCUACCUGUUCAUCAGGAGGAUAGUGCUGCGGAGGCCCCCCAUCAAACACAAAGAGUUCAAGAGAGAACUUUCUCAGACAGAAGAAGAGGUGCUUUUGUCCUGGGAGGCAUUGAUGAAGGACAGAUACCUGCAGUCAGCAAAGCAGGAGCAGAACCAGAGCAUGGAGAGAUGCAUCCACGAUACCAGUCAAAAGGUUACCACCAUAUCCGAACGGCUGGAAAGGGAAGAGGAAACUAGCUCUGCUGCCAUGCUGAACAGGCUGGCCAGACUAGAGAAGCAGGUCACCCAGUCAGCCAAAGCUCUGCAGUGGAUUAUGGACAGUCUGAAAUCGCAGGGUUUUUCUCCAAAAGAAACCCAAUCACAGACCUCGGCUGAAACAGACGAGUCCCCUGACUCGUUCAGGAGCCUAUCGGAGAGAGAGGAGUAUUUCCAUGAAAACGCUCGUCAGCUUUACUACCCGAACAGCAAACUCACACGGUUUCCUGUGCCAGAAGAAAAAGUGCCCUGGGAGGUCAGCUUCAAAUCUUACAUGCCCACUAUUUAUCCUUCUGAAGAUAGCGUUGACGACGCGGCUGGAUCCGAACCAGAACCCUUACAUCUUAACAGAAAUCCAGGCGGAAGGACGGGAAUCAGCGGACGAGGAGCACUCAAACAUCUUGGUCCCAACUUGAGCCUGGAUCUGGUGCUCACACGGUGGAAAGAUAGUGACAGAUCAGUCCUGGAGUACCUGUCUGUUCGGGAUAAGAGUCGAGGAAUCUCAACUCUACCUGGGGGACCCGUCGACUCUGCUGGUCAGCUGCCAGAGACUCUUAAGACAUCACUGGGGGAGAAGGUUUAUGAAGCAAUAAAAGGAAAAGUGCCUGAAGGAACAAAGGUGUUUGAAGGUUAUGUGGAUGACUGCAGGAAUACAGAUAACGCCUGGGUAGAAUCCACAGUCAUAAACAUUCACCUGGACAGAACAAGCAAAGUGGUGGUGGACAUCAACGACAUGGUGGCGAGAAGCCAGGGCUUUCUUGAGUGGCAGGUGGUGACCAGCAAAGCCCAACUAGGCUCGUAUCAAAGAGAUUUACUGAGACAGGUUGCAGCGCUCCACAACAAGAAGUCCUGAGCUGUACCUUUUGUAACGUAAACAUGGCGGGGAAAAAAAAUCAAAGAUGGAAAUAAGUCAUAAGAAAAUGUGAAUUGAUAGUAUACCAAUGCACUGUGCUGCUCCAGACAUGUUUACACUCAGGGCACUUAACUUACUCCUAUAAAGGACAAUAUCACGCUAUUUCCCUUCACUAUAGUUGUCUGACACUUUACUGUAAUAAUGUAUAACUUCUCUGUGGAAAGGAAAAACAAAAUAAAUCAGAAUCAGAAUCAGAAAAGGGUUUAUUGCCAAGUUUGUUAACACACACAAGGAAUUUGUUGUGGUGAUUGGCGCAAUACAAUAAAAAUAAAAAUAUAAAAACAAACAAAUAUAUAAGAGAUAAAAUAAGAGAUAGAAUAAAAUGUAUAAACAGAAAUGUACAAUAUGAGGUUUUAAAGUGCCGGAUAUGAGUCUUUACAAAAAGUGACGUAGGAUGAGUAAGAACAGAUAAAAUAAAAUGUAUAAACAGAAAUGUACAAUAUGGGGUUUUUAAAGUGCCGGAUGUGAGUCUGUACAAAAGUUACGGGAUUGGGAUAUUACGUUAAUGUACCGUAGAGUGGGAUGGGGGGGCAGUCCGUGGCAGACGGGGGAGAGGGAGGUCCGGGGCCUUGUUGAUGAGGACGGCUGCAGACGGGAAAAAACUGUUUAAAGAAAUGCUAAUAAGUAUAUUAAAUGUCCAAAGCUUUGUUACCUCUUUGCAAAGCAUUGCUUAGGUAAUAACAGCCUUAUAAUAACAGUAAUUCACAACACAAUAUGUGACUUACUCAAUUAAGACACUUACUUAUGAAGAGAUUAUGCUGCAUCAAUAUUUUGUUAUAUCCUGCUGCUAACAGUUCUGACCGUAUAAUUUUUUUUAUUUUUGUAAUUAUUUUGUAUUUAAGUAUUUUACUUUGCUGAGCCCAACUUGAAAAAUAAAGUUUCUUUGGC